Molecule: messenger RNA, 2266 nt
Organism: Prunus mume (Japanese apricot)
Lineage: Eukaryota; Viridiplantae; Streptophyta; Magnoliopsida; Rosales; Rosaceae
Product: zinc finger protein-like protein
Biological process (GO): ERAD pathway
Molecular function (GO): protein binding
Source: RefSeq, a predicted model, not a curated record
AAUCGCCAAGGUUGAAGUCAAAGCGGUGCCGUCUCGGAUGAUACGUUCACACUUCACAUACAAACAACAGAUAACCGUAAACAAGAAAGGCGCAGCCCAAUCUGCUACGAUGGCGGCCGAGCCUCCUCGCACCGCCACAACCACAGCAACUCACGCGACGGCCAAAACACAAGUGAAACGACCCCGUUCCAUUUUCGACGUCCCCGCCAACUUCUUCGACUCCUGCGAGCUCCUUCAAUCUUCCAGCCUCUCUACUGUUUCCACAUCCGAGACCUCUACCCACAACUCCGCCGUCGAAACCCUAGACGACUCCGAGCCUGAGCGCAAUGAAGAAAACCGCUUCCAAAACGCCGUUGGAGCACCUCGGUGGACCUGCAACACUUGCAAAGCCGAGUUCGAUUCCCUCGAAGACCAGCGCGCGCACUUCAAGUCCGAUAUUCACCGAUUCAACGUGAAGCUAAGUGUUGCUGGAAAGAGUAUUGUGAAGGAGGAGGACUUUGAUGAAUUAACAUCUGAUUCUUUUAAAGACUAUGAUGUCUCGAGUAUAUCGGGGUCGGAGGAAGAUGAGCCUGAAAAGGGAUUUGGCUCUUUGAAGUUUUCUAGGGCAAGUGCAAGUAUUAGGCAGCAGAAGUUAUUUAUCUACCUUCAGACGGGGGAGCGAGUUUCUGUUUCGAAGUGUUUAAUUACAAAUGAGUCUGGACCUGAAAGUACUUUGUCAUGUGAGGAAGUGAUAGAGAGAUUGAAAACGUUGGUUCAUGAGCCUAGAGAUAAGACCCAUCUUAGAAUUGUGUUGCUUGCAAGUGGUGGGCAUUUUGCUGGUUGUGUUUUUGAUGGUAACUUGAUUGUGGCUCACAAGACCUUCCACAGAUAUGUUGUAAGGGCCAAAGCUGGAAAAAAACAGUCAUCAAAAGAUGCAAGUGGAAGGGCUGCACAUUCUGCCGGUGCUUCUCUUCGACGUCAUAAUGAACUUGCUUUGAAAAAGGAAAUUCAAGAGCUACUUGCUGCUUGGAAGCCAUAUUUUGAUGCUUCAUCUUGCGUUUUUGUUUCUGCUCCUUCUAGCAAUCAUCAACUGCUUUUUAAUGGAGAGAAACCAAUUUUUAGUCAUCAGCAAUGUCUUGUUCGAAAUGUUCCAAUGACUGUUCGGAGACCUACUUAUAAGGAAGCUCGGCGUAUAUAUGAGCAAUUGACCCAAGUUGCUUACGAACUAGAUGUGAAUGAAGUUCCUUCAAGUUCCAAAGAGGACCCACCACAUAGUUCAGGUAUUGACCGCAACAUCAUACCAAGAAUGGAAAAAGUCGACAUUGUAGACAGUUUUGAUUGUAUGGAAAAAAAUGAAGCUUUCCCAAAUUAUGGGAAGUCCGUCGAACUUCCUAUAUCAAGUGACAGUGAUGGUGAGGAAAUAUCUUCAUCAACACCUUUGCAUGAAGCAGCACAGUCUGGAGAUACUCAUAAAGUGUUGGAACUAUUGGAACAGGGUCUGGAUCCUUGCAUCAAAGAUGAAAGGGGACAGACUCCAUACAUGCUGGCAAGUGAAAAGGAGGUCAGAAAUACAUUUAGACGGUUCAUGGCCUCAAACCCUGAUAAGUGGGAUUGGCAUGCUGCUAAGGUACCUAGUGCAUUGACAAAAGAGAUGGAGGAAUCUCAAGCUGCUAAGCAGGCUGAAAAAGAUGCCAAAAAGAAGGCAAGGGCAAAAGAAUUGAAGAAAUUACGAAAAGAAAAAGAAAAGAAAGCUCAGGCUCAGGCUGCUGUUUCCCAAAAUGCUUUGACGGAUUUACGAAACCAAGUACCCUCUACAUCUUCUAUUCUUAAGGGAAAGCCUCAAUCUAGCUCUGGAUCACAGAUCUCUAAAGAGGAGGAACUAAAAAGGGCACAGGCAGCUGAGAGGGAGAAAAGGGCAGCUGCUGCCGAGAGGAGAAGAGCAGCAGCUGAAGCUCUUAGUGCUCAAGGCAACAGCACUGCCACUGCACCAAGCACCGCACAACCCAAAAGUGGGGUAGCUGGCGAAAUUAACUGCUCCUGUUGUAAUGUAUCACUGGCUGGUAAAGUCCCUUUUCAUAGGUAUAAUUACAAAUACUGCAGCACAUCAUGCAUGCAUGUGCACAGAGAGAUUCUUGAAGAUGGAUAACUUAAAAAACUGCUUGUCUUACUUUACUUUCUUCUUGUUAUCUCAUUUGCAAAGCAUUCCGUUCGGUUCUUCUGUAUCAUCUUUGUUCUGUCAUUCUACAAUAUUGAAGUAAUUGAAGCCUUUCAACGAUUUAAAAGCAAA